CAGAGCCGGAGCCGGAGCCGCCCGCGCUCGUGCCCGCGCCCGUGCGAAGCAGCCCCGGCCGCGCCCCGCCCGCUGCCGGCUGCGGGCGGCCGCUGCGGGUCUGCAAGGCCCCGGUGAGGGGAACGCCUGAGCCACCGGCCAUGGCCGACCGCGGAUGCCCUCUGGAGGCGGCGCCGCUGCCCGCCGAGGUGCUCGAGAGCCUGGCGGAGCUGGAGCUGGAGCUGUCCGAAGGUGACAUCACUCAGAAAGGAUAUGAGAAGAAGAGGGCGAAGCUGCUGGCUCGUUAUAUCCCCCUCAUUCAAGGAGUGGACCCCUGUCUGCAAACAGAGAGUAGAGUCCCUGGGCCCCUGCUGACUGCACCUACAGCUAAACCACAGAAGCCUCGGGCCAACUCGAGGGAUGAGCGGUUCCGGUCAGAUGUUCACACGGAAGCCGUGCAGGCAGCUCUGGCCAAGUACAAGGAGAGGAAGAUGCCCAUGCCUUCAAAGAGACGGUCUGCCCUUGUGCACUCAUCCGUGGAAACCUAUACACCUCCAGACACGUCAUCUGCCUCAGAAGAUGAGGGCUCUUUACGGCGACCUGGGCGACUCACCUCCACUCUGCUCCAGAGCCAUUCCGGCAUCGAGCCCUGGCUCGACAGGGUCAUUCAGGGCUCGUCCACUUCAUCCUCUGCAUCCUCCACCUCAUCCCACCCGGGAGGGAGACCUGCUGCUGCUCCCAGUGCCUCCACUGCGCUUGCAGGCCUCACGGCCCACGCCCACAUAGAUCCGCACUCCGCCCCACCCGAUGUUACCACUGGGCUUGUGGAACACUCACACUUCGAGCGUCCACAGAUGGCCUCUGUACGAGGUGUUCCUCGAGGGCACGGCAGGAACAUGCUGGAGACCGCAGAUGGUGUGCCUGUGAACAGCAGAGUGUCCUCCAAAAUCCAGCAGCUAUUGAAUACCCUGAAGAGGCCAAAACGCCCUCCUCUGAAGGAGUUUUUUGUGGAUGAUUUUGAGGAGUUACUGGAAGUUCAGCAACCGGAUCCCAAUCAGCCCAAGCCGGAGGGGGAGCAGAUGGCUGUGCUGAAGGGAGAACCUCUGUCAGUGGGGACUUCGGGGCCACCAACUCUGUUGGCUGCACUGCAGCUGUGGGGCACAACACAGCCUAAGGCCCCCUGCCUGACUGCCUUGGAUACAUCGGGGAAAGCCAUCUGCACCCUCACCUAUGGCAAACUCUGGAGUCGGAGCUUAAAAUUAGCUUAUACUCUGCUCAGUAAGCUGACUAGUAAGAAUGAGCCACUGCUUAACCCUGGAGACAGAGUGGCACUCGUGUUUCCAAAUAGUGACCCUGUAAUGUUUAUGGUUGCGUUUUACGGGUGUCUCCUGGCGGAGCUGGUCCCUGUCCCUAUAGAAGUACCAUUAACGAGAAAGGAUGCAGGCAGCCAGCAUGUUGGCUUUCUCCUGGGCAGCUGCGGGGUGACCCUGGCCCUGACCACAGAUGCUUGUCAGAAGGGCCUGCCCAAGGCGCCGACAGGAGAGGUGGCAACUUUCAAAGGUUGGCCCCCCCUGGCCUGGCUGGUGAUUGAUGGGAAGCAUCUGACCAAGCCUCCGAAGGACUGGUACCCGCUGGCCCAGGACACAGGGUCCAGGACCGCCUACAUUGAGUAUAAAACCAGCAAGGACGGCAGCACAGUAGGGGUCACCGUACCCCACUCAUCCCUGCUGGCGCAGUGCCAGGCCCUGACCCAGGUGUGUGGGUACACGGAAGCCGAAACAUUAACGAAUGUGCUGGACUUCAAAAGGGAUGCUGGUCUGUGGCAUGGAGUCUUAACAAGUGUCAUGAACAGGAUGCACGUUAUCAGCAUCCCCUACGCCCUAAUGAAGGUCAACCCCCUCUCCUGGAUCCAGAAAGUGUGUUCCUAUAAAGCCCGGGCUGCCCUGGUGAAGUCCCGAGAUAUGCACUGGUCACUCUUGGCACAGCGAGGUCAGAGGGACGUCUGUCUCAGCUCUCUGCGUAUGUUGAUUGUGGCGGAUGGCGCAAACCCAUGGUCAAUAUCUUCCUGCGAUGCCUUCCUCAACGUCUUCCAGUCUAGAGGUCUGAGGCCAGAGGUCAUCUGUCCUUGUGCCAGUUCUCCUGAGGCGCUAACAGUAGCCAUCCGCAGGCCCCCAGACCUGGGAGGACCUCCACCAAGGAAAGCUGUCCUGUCCAUGAACGGCCUGAGCUACGGUGUGAUCAGAGUUGACACCGAGGAGAAGCUGUCGGUCCUCACUGUUCAGGAUGUCGGCCAGGUGAUGCCUGGAGCUAGUGUCUGUGUCGUGAAGGUAGACGGUGUCCCUUACCUCUGUAAAACUGAUGAAAUCGGAGAGAUCUGUGUCAGUUCUGUGGCCACUGGGACAGCAUAUUACGGGCUGCUUGGCAUCACAAAGAAUGUCUUUGAGACCGUCCCGGUCACUGCGGAUGGAGUCCCUGUCUCUGACCGGCCUUUCACCCGGACAGGUCUUCUGGGGUUUAUUGGGCCUGAGAACCUGGUCUUCGUCGUGGGCAAGCUGGACGGGCUGACGGUCGUAGGAGCACGCAGACAUAAUGCAGAUGACAUUGUGGCUACUGCCCUGGCUGUGGAACCCAUGAAGUUUGUCUACAGAGGCAGGAUCGCCGUGUUCUCUGUGACUGUUCUGCACGAUGACCGGAUUGUCUUGGUGGCCGAACAGCGGCCCGACUCUUCGGAGGAAGACAGCUUCCAGUGGAUGAGCCGUGUGCUACAGGCCAUUGACAGCAUCCACCAGGUGGGCGUGUACUGUUUGGCCCUGGUUCCCGCCAACACCUUGCCCAAGGCUCCUCUUGGAGGAAUUCACAUUUCUGAAACGAAGCAACGCUUCCUGGAAGGGACGCUACACCCAUGUAACGUGUUGAUGUGCCCUCACACAUGCGUUACCAACCUUCCCAAGCCUCGCCAGAAACAGCCAGAAGUCGGACCAGCCUCCAUGAUUGUUGGGAACCUGGUUGCCGGAAAGAGGAUCGCACAGGCCUCUGGGAGAGAGCUGGCCCACCUGGAGGACAGUGACCAGGCUCGCAAGUUCCUGUUCCUGGCGGACGUGCUGCAGUGGAGGGCUCACACCACUCCCGACCACCCGCUGUUCUUGCUCCUGAAUGCUAAGGGCACAGUCACCAGCACGGCAACCUGCAUCCAGCUGCACAAAAGGGCUGAGAGAGUGGCUGCCGCGCUGAUGGAGAAGGGCCGACUAGAUGCUGGGGACCAUGUGGCUUUGGUGUAUCCUCCAGGGGUGGAUCUUAUUGCUGCGUUCUAUGGCUGCCUGUACUGUGGCUGUGUGCCCGUCACUGUGCGACCCCCACACCCCCAGAACCUAGGCACCACACUGCCCACUGUGAAGAUGAUUGUCGAGGUCAGCAAAUCUGCAUGUGUCCUUAGCACACAGGCCAUUACACGGCUGCUCAAGUCCAAAGAAGCAGCUGCGGCUGUAGAUGUCAGGACCUGGCCAACCAUCCUAGAUACAGAUGACAUUCCAAAAAAGAAGGUAGCUAGCAUUUUCAGACCACCCUCCCCAGAUGUGCUUGCAUACUUGGACUUCAGUGUGUCGACGACAGGGAUCUUAGCGGGAGUUAAGAUGUCACACGCAGCCACAAGUGCCUUGUGCCGCUCUAUAAAGCUUCAGUGUGAGCUGUACCCCUCACGGCAGAUUGCCAUCUGCCUGGACCCCUACUGUGGCCUUGGCUUCGCCCUGUGGUGUCUGUGCAGCGUGUACUCUGGACACCAGUCGGUACUCGUCCCCCCACUGGAGCUGGAGAGCAAUGUGUCUCUCUGGCUGUCCGCCGUCAGCCAGUACAAGGCCCGAGUCACCUUCUGUUCCUACUCAGUGAUGGAAAUGUGCACCAAGGGCCUUGGUGCUCAGACAGGCGCCCUCAGGAUGAAGGGGGUGAACCUGUCGUGUGUGCGCACGUGCAUGGUGGUGGCUGAGGAGCGGCCCCGGAUCUCGUUGACACAGUCCUUCUCCAAGCUAUUCAAAGACCUGGGCCUCCCUGCUCGCGCUGUGAGCACCACCUUCGGGUGCAGGGUCAACGUGGCCAUCUGCCUCCAGCCCAACAGGCUGGGAAAACUAGCUGAGCAGGGCACAACAGGCCCAGAUCCCACGACGGUCUAUGUGGACAUGCGGGCACUGCGCCAUGACAGAGUUCGUCUGGUGGAACGGGGUUCUCCGCACAGUCUGCCGCUGAUGGAGUCUGGGAAGAUUCUUCCAGGAGUGAAGGUCAUCAUCGCACACACUGAGACCAAAGGGCCCCUCGGAGACUCACACCUGGGUGAGAUCUGGGUGAGCAGCCCCCACAAUGCCACUGGGUACUACACGGUCUAUGGGGAGGAGGCACUUCAUGCUGACCACUUCAGUGCCCGGCUGAGCUUUGGAGACACCCAGACCAUUUGGGCAAGGACUGGCUACCUUGGCUUCCUUCGCAGGACAGAGCUGACUGAUGCCAGUGGAGAGCGACACGAUGCGCUGUAUGUUGUCGGCUCUCUGGACGAGACGCUGGAGCUGAGGGGCAUGCGCUAUCACCCCAUCGACAUCGAGACCUCUGUGAUCCGGGCACACAGGAGCAUCGCGGAGUGUGCCGUGUUCACCUGGACCAACCUGCUGGUGGUGGUGGUGGAGCUCGAUGGUCUGGAGCAGGAUGCCCUGGACCUGGUGGCCCUGGUGACCAAUGUCGUGCUGGAGGAGCACUACCUUGUGGUGGGCGUGGUGGUCAUUGUGGACCCUGGAGUGAUCCCCAUCAACUCCCGGGGCGAGAAGCAGCGCAUGCACCUGCGCGACGGCUUCCUGGCCGACCAGCUGGACCCCAUCUAUGUGGCCUACAAUAUGUGAGCCCACUGGACAGAGCUAGCUGUGUGAACCAGCGGAGGCAAAGCUGGCUGCAGGGUUCCUGCCCUGGGGGAGGGGUCUCAGGCUUCAUCAGCUCAGAGCUGCGUGCUGUUCAGACCCUCAGCAGUGUCCUGAACGACCAUCAUGUUAGAACGUUCUCGGAACCAACAAAAGCAGUGUUUUGGAUCUGCCAGGGAUAUCUACCAAAACCUAGGUGACUGGGAAGGGAAGGCAAGGCCUGGCGUUCCGCUGCGGACAUUGCCACGCCACGGCUGUUCUCUGCCCUACUGCAAGCUUGCACUUUUUUUAGGGUAAAAAGUUAUUCCUGAUUUCUAAAUAUAUAAUUUCCUGAUUAUUUAUUCCCACUUGUAAUAAGAAGCAUAUAUGUCAAGCCUAUGCUGGAGAGAACUUUUGAGCCAAGCCUGCUUAGGAAGGCUGACGAAGAGAGCAGCCCCGUUCCCCACGCAGCCACACAGCUUCCUUUGUCCAGUGCGAUUACUGAAGCGGUGGCCUGCCUGUGUGUGUGUCAUCACUGAUGCUCAGCAAGUGCCAUUUCGGACUGUCUAGUUAGAUCCUGUGUCAGAGAGAAACCAGCAUUAAUUUAAAAUUAAUUUAAAGGUAACGUGGUGACCUUUAAACUGCAAGUUCUCACAACAUCACAGUAUCCAUCCUCUCGUGAAGCAUACGGAAUUAUUUUUGUGAACAGAUCUGGACGAAUGAGUGGCACCCCGAGGUCUCCUCACCCGUGUGUCAGCCAGGCCUCUCACUCAGCUGCGUCACCAUGGGAGCCCGUCUGUCUAGGGUGGACAUAGCUGCAGCCUCUUGGCUUUGCAUUUGAGUUAUGUGCCUAUAAAACUUGGCCAAACCGUUUUUAGUUAUUUUAUCCAAACUUGAAAUCCGAGUGAUCUAAUAUUGUACUUAAGUCAGAAAAGAGAAUGUAAAAUCUUUUAGAUACUUAUAAGAGUUUGAUGUCAAGCAUGAAUCUAAGAUUAUUUUUAUAUAACUAAUGAAAGAUUAAUGUUAUCGGGUUGUUGGGGUUUAGGGGUUUGGAAGGAUGGAGAUGUUUAAGAAUCGUAUAGAGACAGCUAGAUCUUUCUAGAGUUGUCCUGGACUUGUGCUUCGGUGAGUCCAGCUAACUGGUUCUACCCUCCUAUCUCACAUCGGGAAGCACUACGUGGUGUAGCCCUGUUGCUCAUGGUAUCGAACUGUGGUGUAGUAUGUUAAAACAUGCUGGAGCUGUAAUAAUCCUGUUAUAACCAUGUACAGAAUCCACAUGAGUCUAGCAGCAGACCCACCGACAGGGUGCGCGGUGGACGGCCGAGAAGGGGCCCGAACUACCUAGCCACCAUCUCAACGCUGUAGUUUUAUAGCAGACGGCGCCUGUAAACUUUUUGUAUUGAAAAUUCAGUGGCGGUGAGAACAUAUCUGUUAAGAUUUUAAGAAUCAUAUUAAAAUGUUUUAAGAUUACUCUCUGGGAAUUCUGUAGAUCACACUAAUUUUUUAUAUCAUGUUAAUAAAAGCUAUUGACUUUGUAAUUCUGCAUUUUGAAGUGUGUGAAAGGGUUUUAAAAGUUUCCCAAAGUGGGAUGUAUUUUAUUAUGCAUUAGUUCUUUCAGAAAUAUAAACACAAUUAUGCUUAUUAUAUGAAAUCUAGAAAACACAUUGAAGGGUCAGAGAGGAAAUUUAAAAUCUUCCAGAGUCCUACUUACAAGUGACAGCAGCCUUAAGAUUGCCAAGAAUCUCAGGGGGUUUUAGCCUUUAAAACUUUUUCUAAACAAAAUUAGGACCACAUACUUAUUUUAUAAUCUGCUCUUGUACUUAAUAAAUUACAGACUUUUGAAUACAUUACAUACAUUCUACAUGUCUUAGUGACGGCACUGUGCCAGCACCGCCUCCCCAUUGUACCGUGAGUCACCUCCCCGGUGCCCACUCUGAUUUCCACGGUGGUAUGUCUGCCUAGCCUCAGCUCUGCUUGUCGCAUGGGUAGGUCGGAGUUUGCGGUGGGUGUGGUGCCUGGACACCCAUUACCCCAAGAAGGGCCACAUGGGAGAGGUCACAGCCCCAGCACUGGUUACUACCCCUUGGCCACUGUCACCAUCCUGGGGAACAAAUGGCCUCAACUCGUCCUUUCCUGUUCUCUUCUUGGGUACCUUGUGGUGAAAGCCUGGAGUCUCCUCCCUGAGCUGCUGCUCUGCUCAUGUCGUUUGGAGAAGAUCGGCCACCACAGAGCACCUCUCCAGAGAGGGCCAGGCUGAGAGUGCAGCUUCUCAGCAGGGUUGGCUCAGGAGCCCCGCUCACCAGAGGGCAGGACCUGGUGCCCUGCCCACACCCAGCAAAUAAAGUAUCACUUGGGGCGGGGACAACAUAUAGCAAGGGAGCUUUCAUUGGUAUGAAAUUCCUGUCGAGCUCUAGUCUCACGGGCAAGAACCUCCCGUCAGUCACCACAGCUGCCUUCCUAGAGGGGUUCAGGAGGCGUGGCAAGGCAGAUAUCCUGACCAUGUGUCAAAACUGUGACCAUGUGUCAAAACUUGUCCCUAUGAGGCUGGGGACAAGAGGACUCAGGGAGCCCCUGUAGAUAGCCCUCGGCAGCUCUGGUCCCCCACAGUGCCUUCCAUGUGCCCCCAGCCCCAUGCAUUGCCAGGUUCUGGUCUUCAGUGCUGCCCUGAACUCUCUCACCGUUCUUCAUAGCUCCAUGUGGUAGGCCCCUUGGUCUCCAGGAGGGCUAACUAGGAGUAGGUUGCUGGGGCAGGCCUUGAAAGGUGUACCAGUCUCCUGUCCUUUUCAAUCUACUUCCUACCUGCCCCGGUGUGACCUCCACCACCAUGUCCUUCCCUCUAUGAUGAACCUCCAAAAGCAGGAGCUAAACAAAUAUUUAUUCUUCUUCCGUUAAGUCGGGAAUUCUGUCACAGUGGUAAGAAAGCUAACAGGUGAUCCAGCCAGGGCAGAAAAUUGCCUGUCAGAGCCACAUCAUAGUCUCUGGUCAUGGGGCGAUCUGAUUCUGUGCAGCCUUUGACCGUUGAAGAGCCUCCCGAAGUUCUAGAGUUCUAGCUGCCUUUCACCCACCCUUGGGCUCUUUUUUUUUUUUUUCCGGAGCUGGGGACCGAACCCAGGGCCUUGCACUUGCUAGGCAAGCGCUCUACCACUGAGCUAAAUCCCCAACCCUCACCCUUGGGCUCUUAAGGGUGGGUGAUUUUUAUUUCUUCAGUGGUGAUGGAGAAUUGUUAACAGUUUUUAUUUUACCCAAGGGCAUUGUUCAGUUGUCUUAAUGAACUUCUAAGUCUCGACUCCUAAAAAAAAAUAAUAAAUAAUAAAUAACAGUACUAAAAAAAGAGGUGGGUGAGAGCAAUUAGAAUUUUCCUAGAAUGGCUUUUUAAUACUUGCAAUGCGGUUUUUAUUUAUCUGUAACUUGGAUUGUUUGAACCUUCGGCAUUCAAAUAUGCAGGUUAGAAAGCAUCAAGUCCGGCUUCCCACAGUCCUCGGCUCGCAGCCUUGCCGAGUGUUAAGCAGGCCCUAGGCACCAGCAGGUCAGACAUGACACCCAGCAGCUAAAGGACACAUCUCAGUGGCCCUUCAUUCCUCAGCAGCUCACCCUGCAAGUCUCACCCUAGAGGGUCACUCACAUUAUGGGCAGCAGAGGGAGAGAGGAAGAUACAGCUAGAAAAAGACCUGACACUCUCUCCAGUGCCCUCCUCUGUCCGUGUCCUAUGGGGACAAUGGUGUCAUCCUGAAAGGAGACGUCUACUGAGCAGAAUUUUGAUUCUCGGUCGUGAGUUAGGAUGCUAAUACUUAGUGUGCGAGAUCUAAUCGUUCCACCAGUUAGAACUGUUGGUGUCAAAUACGUACUUAGUAACAAACCACGGUUCACUGUGGAAGAAGAGACUUGAGUGGGCUGUCCUUUUGGGCUGGGGGUGGUGGGAGGGUGUGGGUGAUAGGUCUAACUUUCCGGGGCAUCGUUUGCACAGAGGACAAGCAGUUGUAAGGGCGAGCCAACCUCUUCGGGUGGCAGUGGAUCCAGCUGUGGGUCUGUAGAUGCAUGGACAGCAUACAUUACACCUAAGAAAGCUGUCCAACGGAGGUGCUAUUGGUAGUCUGCCUUGAUUCUUACAGGUGACCCUUCCACAGGAGCAUGGUGGUCUACAACCAGUGCUAUACCCACAGAGUGUUGAUUUCGUCCCCUCAGUGACUCUUAUCAAUAGUUCCCGGGACCAUUCAGCUCACAGGAAUACCUAGUGUAGCAGAAACGAUGUGCUAACUUAAAGCAGCCCUUGGGAACGGGGUCAGAGUUUCAUCCCUGAAGCAAAUCAAGCUUCCUAAUUAGUUAUAUGCGUCUAGAGAGCGCAGCUCCUUCCAGCCCACGAGCCUUCUGCCGUGCCUCCUCUCGUGGCCCUCAUGUCUGCCACGGGGAAACGGCUCAGCCACUUUUUUUUUUUUGUCUCACUCAUGUUCAAAGAACUCAUGACAGGCUGUGGUCACCAUGGAGACGAAGGCCAUAAACUCCUGGAAGUCACACUCCCCAUCCCC
This is a messenger RNA of Rattus norvegicus (Norway rat), 9373 nucleotides long. It is a transcript of the gene Dip2a, whose product is annotated as Dip2 acetate--CoA ligase A. Gene Ontology annotation, cellular component: neuron projection. The record is from RefSeq and is a predicted model, not a curated record. Lineage: Eukaryota; Metazoa; Chordata; Mammalia; Rodentia; Muridae.